Messenger RNA from Pedinophyceae sp. YPF-701, 945 nucleotides. NCBI's taxonomy places the organism in Eukaryota, Viridiplantae, Chlorophyta, Pedinophyceae. The record is from the annotation of a GenBank genome assembly.
AUGAUGGAGUGGCAGCGAGCCCUGCUUCCGCUCCUGGCCCUCCUUGCGUGCCUGUCGAACCUCGCGGCGGCCAGCGGAGUUGAACGGACAUUCGCGCUCAUCAAGCCACAUGCAGUCCCGCUCGCCGGUUCCAUCUGGAACUAUGCUCGGCAACGCGAGGGACUCAAAGUGAUCGCCUUGCGCAACGUGCUCGUCACCGAGGAGCAAGCGACGAAGCUCUACCAGCAGCACUUCAGCGCCCCGUUCUACCUCGAUCUGAAGAAGAUGAUCAAGUCCGCGCCCUGCCAGGUCGCGGUCCUUGAGGGCCCCGACGCCGUCGAGCGGUGGCGGCGUCUCCUAGGCCCGACAGACCCCUCGAAGGCGUACCAGGGGGACCCCGACAGCAUCCGCGCGAUCUACGGCCUCGACGUCACGAACAACGCCGCGCACGGCAGCGACAGCGCCGACGCCGCCGUGCGGGAAAUGCGCAUCUUUUUCACGGACGAGGAGAUCAAUGCGCACGGAGAGAUGGGGCACAAGCACAGCGCGCACGUGUUCCACGGCCACGACGUUCUCGACUGGGAGGCGGUGCAACGCGACUGGCUGGACGCCGCUACGCAACAGGAGCGCCAGCGGCUGCAGACGAUCACGCGGAUCCGUGCGACGCGGCGCCUGCGCGGGGACGAGGACGCUGCGAAGGCGGAGCUCAUGAACGAGGGCCCCGAGGUGCAGGAAAUGCGCGAACGGGCCAUGCGGGAGGCGGCGCGGUUCGCCCAGCGCAGGAAGCGGGUCGAGGCCGAGGCGGCGGCGACGUACGACACGGUGCCGAAGGCGGAGGCGAGGGCCGCCGGGGGCGAUGUGGGAGGAGUCGGGGACGAGGGGGGGGACUCGGACGAGGAGGAGGCGCCGGAGAGCUUCGAUGGCCACGCCGGGGAGGGCGAGCCGUUGAGCAAGGAGGAGCUGUGA